UAUCAGCGUACUGUUUUACAUCAAUAAACACAGAUAUAUAGAUUAAAGUUCAGAUUUAUUUAAAGGUAACUUUUAUUUUAGAAAAACCCCUAGUGAAAUCGAUAAAGAGUGAAUUGAAUUUAGGAAAAAUGGCAUCUGUCCCUGAUCUCCCUACUUACAAAUUUAUUGAUAUCUCUUCAUUUCCUAGGAAUAAGGUGGGGCCUUUGAAGAAAACCCUAUGUAUUGGGAGAGCUCCUCAAAAAAAUAGUUCUAGGUCAGCUGAUGAGAAACACAAUAUCUAUAUUCGGAAUCCUGUGAUAAGUGCUACCCAUAUCGAAUUAUAUAAAGCUAAUUCCAAGUUUUUUUAUCUUGUGAACAUGUCGAAAAACGGAUUUUUUCUCAUUGAUGAGUAUGAUAAUAAUGUAAGCUUUAUCGGUGAUGGGGAUGAGCCGAUUCUGUUGAAGAAUGGUAAUAUCAUUGGGAUGUGCUUUAGCAAGAAGUUCAUGAUGGAAUACAAUAAGGAGAUUCCUGAAAACCAGAGGGUCGAGGAGGCGUUGAAACAAUGCAAGAUCUUAGUACAAAUUUUCACAGAUUAUGACCAAAUUUUAGUUGCAAAAGUUUACAAUGUAAUUGACCAUGUGAAGGGUAUCCAAUUACAGCUUGAUGAAUUGGUACAAGAAAUUGGCUCUGAGUGUUUCAGGAAGUCUGGAUUGCAUCCACUUACGAUUGAAAACAUUAUAAGCUUAUCUACAGAGGAAUACAAAUACAAUGAUGAUGCUGCUGAACUUUCUCGCCAGAAGAAGAUGUUCUAUACAGCGUACGAUAAUUCAUAUGAUGAUUUCUUUAAUGAAUAUUCCGAAUCUAUUUAUGACUCUGAAGCCGAAACCAACUCUGAUCCAGAAGAGCCUACUACAUCAUUUGGAUUUCUUCUCAAAGAUGAAGGAAAAGUUAAGGAAUUUGCGAAAGACCAUGAUUUGGGCGAUAAAGGCCUUGAAGAAGAUGAAGAGAAUGAAGAAGACGAAGAAAAUGGAGAGGAUAAUGAAGAAGAAGAAGAUGAAGAAGAAGAUGAAGAAGAAGUAGCAGAAGAAGAUGAAGAAGAAGUAGCAGAAGUAGCAGAAGAAGAAGAAGAAGAAGAAGAAGAAGAAGAAGAAGAAGAAGGAGAAGAACAUGACGAGGACGCAGAGAGCGAAGAAGAGGCCAAAGAGAUUGAGGAGAUUGAGGGGGAUGUCAAGUCUUUCCAAUCUGUUAUUAUUAGUGAUGACAAAUCCUCUUUGGACAAUUCGAUAUUCUCCUCUUCUUCUUUGAAAAGAAGUUUCAAUGAAUCAAACUGCUCAGACUUUGACGAAGAGGUGGGAAGUGUUGCAGAGCAUAAAUUGCAUCAAUUGACAGAGCUAUGCAAUCUUCAAAGUAAGGAGAUUAAGCAGUUAAGUGAAGAAGUCAAAAGACUAAAAAGAUCUAAAAGUCAAACUAAAGCUGCUAUGAUUGGUGCUGCUGGAGGAGCUGCAGCAACACUUACAGCGUUGUACCAGAUUGGAUCAAGAAUGAAUCUUUGAUAUUAUUUUUUAAUGGAAACUGGGUUUUCAAGGGUGGAUGGUUUAUUUAGUGUUUGUAAAUUUUUCUUUUUCUUUAUUUUAUUGGUUUUUUGGUUUGGUGCAAGGAAUAAUUUUAUUUAUUUCGUGUCGGUUAUUUGAUUUUGAUCCUCUCUCUUUUUUUAUUAUUUCUUCUAUAUUU
Messenger RNA from Pichia membranifaciens NRRL Y-2026, 1710 nucleotides. RefSeq lists its product as hypothetical. The record is from RefSeq and is a predicted model, not a curated record. The coding region runs from base 129 to 1532 and encodes 467 amino acids. The transcript has a single exon. Gene Ontology annotation, molecular function: protein binding. NCBI's taxonomy places the organism in Eukaryota, Fungi, Ascomycota, Pichiomycetes, Pichiales, Pichiaceae.